This is a messenger RNA of Desarmillaria tabescens, 1224 nucleotides long. RefSeq lists its product as uncharacterized. The coding region runs from base 1 to 1113 and encodes 370 amino acids. The record is from RefSeq and is a predicted model, not a curated record. The transcript has 3 exons. NCBI's taxonomy places the organism in Eukaryota, Fungi, Basidiomycota, Agaricomycetes, Agaricales, Physalacriaceae.
AUGGACAAGUCCUCCUGGUCAAUCAUCAGAUGGCUUCCCAAUGAAGUCCUUUCUGAAAUUGUUCGGCUAAGUGGUCCCAGAGAGCUCGCCAUCUUGCUACGAGUCGCCAAGUUAUUUAACGAAAUUGGGUUCCCUUUGUUAUACCGCGAUGUUCACCUCAACAUCAGCCAUGGAAAAUCAGUGUCGGCCCUUUCCUUCAGGGCAUCUAUUGACCAGGACCCGGCGAGGGCGCGCAUGAUCAAAAGUAUUCGGAUACUAGCUUUGGACUUGGCAAGGUGCAUAUUAUUGAUGAAAGGGUGUCGAAAUUCGAAUUCAGACCAUUUCAGUGUCAAAGCCGUCAACUCUAUCUUGCAGGAUAUUAACACCUUUACUACUGUCGUCCCUGCCAUUCUUCAGCUGGAAAACGUAGAAGUCUUUCGGAUGACUUGCGAAUUCCACGAAGCAGCUUUUGUCGAAUUGCUCGAAAUGGCCUCUUUCCCUAAAAUGCACACCGUCACUCUCGCCUUCAGAAAUCUCACUGUUCCGCCUGCCAUAUCAACCUUCAUAGACAAGCAUCCCACGCUUCGCAAAGUCUCACUCCAAUGCGACACCUUCUCCAGCAAUGAUGCUCCGCCGGUAUUUCGUCACAUAGAAUUGCUGGAGCACAUUUCAGCUCCUUUCGACUACUUCAUUGCCGCCGUACCGAAUGCUAGGAACUUGACUUCUGCCUCAAUCGAUUUUAGCGUAUACGGCAUACCGGAAAUCGAGAGGACCUUUGCAACACUGGCUGAUUCGGCUGCGAGGGAUAGCUGCAAGACCCUUGUUUGCACCACCCAAGCCUCAUAUAAUCCUUUGAUGGACUAUAUAUCGGCUCUUUUACCGAAAAUCGAAAACGUCACUAUUAGGUCUGGUCCUCUACCUCGUUUUGCCUCCUUCGAUGAAUUGUCCAAGCUUAAACAUCUCAAAAAGUUUACACACAUCACAACUGACAAGGACGACGAUGUUUUGCGGAAAGCGAUUGAUCGCAUCAACGACAAACUUUUCCAUGGACUGUCUCCGACAUUAAGUCUAUUAAAACUAUAUGGCGCAACUUGGACCCGAACAAACAAUGGCUGGGUUCGUGCUCAAUCAUAGCCGCGACCUUUGUCUAAUGCAGAAGAUCCUCGACCGCCCAUGGAGACCCCUUAUGUCCAGCUUUUGGUGGUUCAUCAAUCUGCAUGGCCACCAGAAAAUCAUGCACUAGAU